This is a messenger RNA of Delphinapterus leucas (beluga whale), 822 nucleotides long. RefSeq names its product ciliary microtubule inner protein 4 (gene CIMIP4). NCBI's taxonomy places the organism in Eukaryota, Metazoa, Chordata, Mammalia, Artiodactyla, Monodontidae. The record is from RefSeq and is a predicted model, not a curated record.
AUGGAGCUGGACCACCAAGCAGGUACAACCACUUUGACCAGGGCCCAUCUGAACAACAGCAAGGAAGGCCAGCAGGACACGGACCCCUGGAGAACUGCCCGUAGCCCACUGGAUACCUCCAAGUGCAAGUACCAGCUCCCAGUCUCCCCACAGCCAUCCAUGUACCAAGGACACAGCCCCCGAGGCAGCUCCCUCGGGCAGGCCUCCCUGGAGGAGAUCCGGCCUCCACCCCUGAAGGCUGUCAGCCAGGACUCUCCCCAGAGGGACUCACAGCCGGGGUCCCUGAAGAAGGAGAGCUACAGACCCUCCUUGAGGGAGAGGAGGGCCUCCUUCCGAGAGGGGGCUCAGCCGUGCCAGGGGCUGGAGGAAGACCCCAACUUGGGGGCACAGGGCCAGAGUAGCAGCAGUAUUCCCAACAACAUUCGUCACAAGUUUGGGAGCAACGUGGUGGACCAGCUGAUCUCCGAAGAGCAGGCUCAAAGGGCCAUUGGUGAAGCCUUGGAGGGCCAGAAAAGGGCAAGCUCACGGCCCAGCAGGAUCCAGAGUCCCACUGAAAUCACCUCCGUCUUUUCAGGCUACUAUGAUCUGGGCUACAACAUGCGGUCAAACUUGUUUCAAGGGGCCCCACAGGAGAUGAAGAGCCUCAUGAAGGCCUCCUACACCCCUGAGGUGAUUGAGAAAUCAGUGAGGGACUUAGAGCACUGGCAUGGCAGGAAGACGGAUGAUCUGGGACGGUGGCACCGGAAAAAUGCGGUGAACGUGAACUUGCAGAAAGCACUGGAUGAGAAAGAAAAGAGCAAAAGCAAGAACUUGAAGUUCUAG